Molecule: messenger RNA, 539 nt
Organism: Theileria equi strain WA
Lineage: Eukaryota; Apicomplexa; Aconoidasida; Piroplasmida; Theileriidae
Product: signal peptide containing protein
Exons: 6
Coding region: 23-454 (143 amino acids)
Source: RefSeq, a predicted model, not a curated record
AUCCUACAUAUUCGGGUAUAGGAUGUGCUAUGAGGUCAUUUUGUGGCUACUGCUCAGCUUUUGCGUAGCAAAGGAGACUUCUCCGUACGAAUGUGUCAAGUUGGCCCCGCAGUCGUUGGGAAUCGGACAAUUUUGUCUUUCCACCUGUGACGGCCACUGUGCGCAGUUUGUCUCCCCUCCCGGGACAAUGAACUAUCCCUUGAAUGACCAUCCGGCAAUUCCAUCAGACUGUGAAAAUACCAAAGGAAGGCUGAUGUGUAUGUCUACAGAUCCCAAUCCUCACGGAUACCCGCUCUGCGAUUUAAUAGACACAAGGUACUGCAAAGAGAACACGUGCGCAUGCUGGUCCCCCUGCAUCAGUCACGAAUGUCCACCAAAGUUUGUAAAGAAGGAACAUCAGAGAACAAACUCGGGUUGCUUUGACAGUAACUUGAGGGUACUGUGUGUCUCUUAGUCGUGCUGAACAUUCGUCUCUAAUUGACACAUGAGACAAGAAUAAGUAGAAAAUGUAAAUGGAUAUGGUAAAAUGUUAAGUCUGC